Molecule: messenger RNA, 4037 nt
Organism: Gryllus bimaculatus (two-spotted cricket)
Lineage: Eukaryota; Metazoa; Arthropoda; Insecta; Orthoptera; Gryllidae
Source: the annotation of a GenBank genome assembly
AUGCCCGCGCUCCAAUUCGGCGCCGCCGGCGUCGGCUGGCGCCAGCCGAGCGAGGUCGCUCGCGUCGGAUUUCGAGGCGAAGGCUGCGCGGACCUGGUCAGAGACCGCAUGCAGUGGGUGGAUGCGAGAUCAAACGUUGGUCAAACAAGGGACGUGCGCGCGGUGACCUCGCUUGCUUGCUCCGCUCCGCUCCGCUCCGCUCGCGAGGAUUUUGCUCUCCGACGGCGCUGUUUUGCGGGCUGUUUGCGUGCGCUUGCGCGGUUGAGGGUAAAUGUUACGGUGCGUGUUGUAAACGGCGACCCGAGGGGCGUGGGCGGCCUGCGCAACGUGUCGGUGAGCGUGCCGCUGGCCGUGGCGCCGGGCGACACGGUGACGCUACACUGCGCCUACGACCUGGAAGGCGACCCGCUCUACACCGUCAAGUGGUACAAGGGCCGCCAGGAGUUCUUCCGCUACGUGCCCAAGGAGCUCCCGCACACGCGCGUCUUCCCGCUGCCCGGCAUCAACGUCGACGUGAGCCAGUCCGGGGCGCACCAGGUGGUGCUGCGCGACGUGCAGCUGGAGCUGGCGGGCAAGUACCGCUGCGAGGUGUCCGCCGACGCGCCCAGCUUCCACACCGAGCCCAAGCUGUCGAUGGAGAAGCUACGCUACGCCGUGGGCGACACGCUGCGAGGCAACUGCUCCUCGCCGGCCUCCAACCCGCCCACCAACCUCACGUGGGUCGUCAACGGCCGCAAGAUCAACGAGAGCUUCUGGGUGAGCCACCCGGUGGUGCGGAGCGGCGACGUGUCGACGCGCAAAGUCACCACCAUCGGGCUGGAGCUGGACGUGAACCAGGCCAUCUUCCAGGGCAGCCGCGUGGAGGUGCAGUGGCGCCGCCAUGCGGUGGUAUUCGGAGUGGCUGCUGCUGCCGACGGUGGCGCUCUCCGCGCUGCUCACCAGGUAGCAGGACUGGGCUCUGGCCGCGGCCGCGACGCGCGCCGGCUGAGCCGCGGCAGCGGCUGACGCGGCAACGGGCGCGGCGGUGACGUCACAUCGGCCGGCGACCCCCGUCCCGCACGGGGGCUGGGGGGCUGUGGGCGAACGCGCAUACCCCGGCUCGAGCGAGGCUGGUAGGGCUGAGGGACUUACGUCCGGUAGGCAGGCGGUGGAGGUGGAGGUGGAGGUGGUGGUGGUGGUGGUGGUGUAAAGCUAGCCGUGUUGAAUGUUUAUUGUUACAUGUCAGAGAACGGAAUGGUUUGUGAUAAGGAAAAUUUGUGGAUCAGGCGAAUUCACUUUACUUUUGUUUGACAUAUUAUUGGGAAAAUUGAAGCAAAAUAUUGUUGAAACGUUGUUGUUGUUCUCCAGGAUAAAUAUUAUUCUGAAAGAGUAUUAUUGUUCAAGAAUUAUCAGAGCAUUUUUGUUCGUUCUCUACUAUCAAGAAGACUUCUUGAGUAUUCUACCAAAUUGAAAGUUUUUUUACGUUAAAUCAACUUUGUCGGGUAAAUAGACAAUCGUUUAGUAGAAGAAUAGAAUAAUUUUAGAGCUUGAUAAAACUGCGCCAAUAACGUUGAACGAAGUACAAAACGGGUUAUUGUAGCAGAAAUCGGUGGGUUACAUGUUUCUAUUUGACGUCAAGGAACACGCAGAACUCAGCAAUUUUCUAACCUUUGGUUUCAGUUGAGACGGAAAUAUAUUUUGAGUUGUUAGGUACACCAGUUCGAACUGGUGAUGAAGACUGGUGCUAAGAGCCGAGCACGGGCCGGGGGUGCCCUUUCGCAUUGGGGGUGAAUUGUGGGAGGCAGUGACUCUCGUCACACGGCCACCCCUUCCGCCCUCUGCCGUGUGCGGUGGCCCGCGACGUCGCCGUCUCCACCAUCGGCAGCCAGUGCUGCGAAGACUGUGGCAGUCAAAGUGAGGUUUUGGAACCGUGAAAAUGUGACCGUACUAUAAGUGUUGGAUAUACUGAACCGUGACAUGUUAUGUGUCUGUUCGUGUGUCAUGUGAUAGUAAAAAAAUAAUAAAUAUAUACGUGGAAGAAUUGCUGCUGAUUUCGUUCGAUUCAGCGUUUUGGCCAUUCACAUUGCUAGGAUAUAAAUGCACUUCUGAAAACGAACACAUUUUUCAAUAUAUCUUGAGCUAUUGCUGGGUUUUAGUUACGACCUUUGUCGAUGUUUUGGAGUAGAAUCGUAUUUUUACCACCGUAACUGAAGCUCCAUUAAUAGACAAGUAAAAUAUUGGUAAAUUAAUACUAAUAUUUUUUUUCAUUUCAAUUGUCAUUACAAAAAAUUAAUAAAAAAUAUUUAGAAAUAUUCAUAUUCUUAAGUCGCCUGCAAAAUUAGAAAUUAACAUAUUCAAUACUCUCGUUAUAUUGCAUUGUAACAGGAGUCAUGGAAAUCCCUGUUAUUUCAAAAAUGUUUUGCCUACUGUAAUGUAAAUGCCAAAACGCUCUCAUUCGCUCUGGUCAGGUCUUCCUCAUAAUUUCGAACAUGUGAAAGCGAGUAACUUAAAUCGUAACGACAUGAGAAAAUAUAGUUGUUAAUUGUGGGGAAUGUUCUUGAAUAACGAACAAAUAUGAACAGUUAAAAAUAUGAAACGAAAUCCCGGGAAUUUAGUUGGUUCCGAAUACAAUAUUCUAGGCCCCGAAUACCAAUGUAUCUUGGUGUAGCAUAAUUUUGUACAGGCAUGUCCUGUGAAACAGUCUUCGUCUGCAGUGUUUAUAUUUGUUACAUGUUCUGAAAUGUUUUGUCUAUCUGAAUAUUAUAAGCAAUUCUGCAAUUCGAUGUCCCUUUGCUAUUUUUUAUAUAAUUACUACGUUUCCAUAUAGACUGCAGCCUGUAUUGAUUAUUACUGUGCGAUGUGAAAUAAUGUACUUGUGAAAAUUAAACCCCGCAAAAAUAUCUAAACUUCUCGGAGAAGUUUUAACUCGUGAACUAACAUUUGUAUUUUAUAUUAUAACUUUAACUUAUAGAAUUGCAUUAAAAGACGGUGUGAAUUAUUUUCCAAUAUAUUUCAUUGUCGGAAAUGUUCCUUGCAUUCUCCAUCUCAGGUUAAACGCUCAACCGUUACUUGGGUGUUGCCAAUUGUACAGCAUAAAAGAGAGUCACCCAUUGUAGAUAAAAAGCAAAGAAAAUUCUAAAACAUGUUAGGGAAGUGCCGUUCAGUUGUACCCAAUCCCACUCCUUCUCUCCUUACAAGUUUUGUGAAUUUAGAUACUGUGUAUAAAAGGAUCAUAUGAAUGUACUUUCAUCGAAAAGGUUGAAUUUGUGUGUCAAGUAAAUUUCUUAUUGUUAUUAUGUAUUUUAUAUGAAAAUGUUGUAUUGCAUUUACACACGUGUAUUGUCAGUAGUAUAUUUUGAUGAUUCAAAACAUUUCAGACGAGUUUCUCGAGUGAUGCAAAAAUGAUCCACGGUUACUAUUCUACUUGGUGCAGUACAAUGUACCAAACAUCCACACUACACGUUCUUUCGAUCCCCCAUUGUUUGCAUUAAAAUGCAAAGAAUUUAACAUUCUUUAUGUAACUUCUGUACUAUACUGUUUAAAAUAUUGAGGGCAUGUCUAUACAAUAAAUUAACUUUUAUCGUUUUCUCUUGUGAGAAGGUGGUGAAAUUUGAAAGGAUGUUGAACCAUAGAAUCUACAAGAGAAGUGUGUACAGUCAUACUUGUUAUAGGUGCACGAACUCAUGUGGUGUAUAAAAGUACCACGAGUGGACAUGAUGUUUAUUUUAUUGUUUUUCAAACGUUCAUUUGUCACAACUCAUCUCUGAAGUGCCAAGAUGUGUGUGCACAAAAUAGUGAACAUAUUUCUUUUGAAAUGACAAAAAUUUGUUGGUAUCAGAAUGCACAGAUCAUCGCUAAUAAUACGAAGAAGGUUCGUCGUCAAUGAACAUAUUACGGAAAUAUACUAAAAUGUAUUAGGUGAAAAUAUAAGUGUACAUACGGAAAUCUUCGUUAAUUUUAUCACCAUCUGAGCUAUUCUGAUACUGAAAUUUUAAAACAUGUUGGUGUUGAUUUUCAUUAUCUUUUAUGACUAUAGUAUAUCUUUAUGUAUGAUGCCA